Apis dorsata (giant honeybee) is the source of this 1532-nucleotide messenger RNA. Its product is annotated as multiple inositol polyphosphate phosphatase 1-like. The coding region runs from base 84 to 1412 and encodes 442 amino acids. The transcript has 9 exons. The record is from RefSeq and is a predicted model, not a curated record. Gene Ontology annotation, molecular function: inositol phosphate phosphatase activity; acid phosphatase activity. Lineage: Eukaryota; Metazoa; Arthropoda; Insecta; Hymenoptera; Apidae.
AAAUCAAACGAUCUCCAAUAAUUUUAUGCAUUUAACGAACUCGAUAAUUUCCUUUUCAGAGAUUGUUGAAAACAAAUAAAAAGAUGCAGUGGUUAUUAAAUAUUCAAAUACUUUUAAUUAUUAAUGCAAUAAAUGUAAUAUUCACAUUUACACAUAAUUGUGUUUUGCAUAAUAAAGAUUAUAGAUGUAAACUAGGAACAAAGACACCAUAUAGAUUUAUAUCCAAUUAUAAUGAUUCUCCUCUUGAAUAUUCAGGUUGUAUUUCAAAAAAAAUAUGGUUGCUUUUAAGACAUGGUACAAGAUAUCCUGGUAAAAAAUAUGCAUCAUCUAUGAUUGAGAAUUUGCCAAAAUUAAAAAAAAUUAUUCUAGAUAACUAUAAAGAAAACAAAACAAAAUUUACAAAAGAGGAAGCAGUUUUAUUUAAAGAAUGGAAAAUUAGUUUUAGCAAAGAUAAUAUCAUGAAAUUAACAGAAGAAGGUGAAGAUGAAAUGAUCGAUAUUGGAGAAAGAUAUCAAUCCAGAUUUCCUAAUCUUAUGCCAGAAAUAUAUAAUAAUCAAACUUAUAAGUUUAAAUACACUGCUACUCAACGCACAGAAGAAAGUGCUAAAAAUUUUGUUAUUGGUUUAUUUGGAAGAUACAAUAGUCAUCAAGUUCAGUAUCCAAAAGCAGAACAUAAGGAUCCUAUAUUAAGAUUUUAUAAACGUUGCGAACGUUGGCGUUCUGAAAUUGACAAAAACCCAAAUUCGCGCGUAGAAAAAGACAAAUUUUUGAAAAGUGAAAUUUAUAAGAAAAUGUUAGAUGAUGUUUCUACACGUAUUGGUUAUCAAAUUAAUCACGAAAAUAUAUAUUUAAUGUAUUUGAUGUGUGGAUUUGAAACAGCAUGGAAUAAAAAUUUUGAAUCACCAUGGUGUAAAGUAUUUUCAUUGAAUGAUUUCAAGAUACUUGAAUUUGCUGAUGAUUUGGAAUAUUAUUGGAAUGAUGGAUAUGGCUAUAAAUUAUCUUAUGAACAAGCAUGUCCUGCUUUGAGAGAUGUUUUUAAUUUUUUUGCGUCAGAUGAAAGAUUGUUGGUAUCGGCGUAUUUUACCCAUUCAGGCACUAUUUUAAAGUUGCUAACUUUAUUAGGAGUUGCAAAAGAUGAUCAACAUUUAACACACGAUUUAUUUUCGUUAUAUGCUGACGAUAGAGCUUGGAGAACUGGGAUUAUUGAUACUUUCGCAUCUAAUAUUGCAUUCAUUUUAUAUAAUUGUUCUGGAAUUUCCAGUGUUCUUUUUAUGCAUCAGGAAAGACCAUUAUAUUUACCAGGAUGUCCUAUAAAUAUACCAUGUUCAUUGUCCACUAUGAAAGCACUUUAUCCUGAUCAAGAAGAGGAGUGUCAAUUUGAAAGAAUGUGUUCAAUGAAGGAAUCAUCAUAAAAUAAUGCAGAAUUACGAGUUUAAUUUUAAAAAUUAUAUUAUUACAUGUUUUUAUAAAUUUCAUUAUAUUGAAACAGAAUAAAAUGAGUGAAUUGAUUGUUUUUUUAUUUUACAAAAAAA